AUGGCUUUCUUAUUUGAGAAUGGGGAAAAUUACUCUGCUACUGAAGAUCUAAUGCAAUACACCAACUUACCUUUCACCGACCGAGUAAUGAGAUUCCCCAUGCCUGGUAAUUUUAAGGUUCCUCGAGUUGGCGAAUAUGAUGGAAGUGGAGAUCCUUCCGACCAUAUGGAGAGUUUCCGAGCUCAUAUCAUCCUUCAUGAAACUCCUGAUGAAAUCGCUUGUCGAGCCUUCCCUUUAACUUUAAGGGGAGUCGCAAAGGAAUGGUUCGGAAGUUUGAAACCAAAAUCGGUUUAUGGCUUUGAUUACCUUGGGCAACAGUUCCUGGGUCAGUUCCUUGCCACUAGAAGAAGGAAGAAAAAACCGGCAUAUCUAUUGUCUCUCAUGCAGGGAAAAGACGAAUCCUUGAAAGAAUAUUUGUCGCGGUUUAAUCGGGAAAAGUUGACAGUAGAGAGUACUGACAAGCAAACCAUCCUCUCAGCAUUGAUGCAUGGUAUACAAACCGUAGGGCCUCUGAUGGCCGAGUUGUCAAAAAGGCCAAAAACAGGAACUUUGCGACAGUUCAACAGCAAGGCUGAGGAAUUCAUCAACCAAGAAGAAACUAUCUCAGCAUUGCUGAAAUCUAAAGCUGCCGAGGGUAAGUUUGCUGCUGAUCCGGUUAUGACAAAACCAAGAGUUAUACUCGAGAAGAAGAAAAAAGACGGUCAAAGUCUUAAGGUUCAAGAUAAGAAGGUCAGUCUUUUGCCUCAUCCAGUCCAGCAUCAACAAUAUGUGGGAUGGACGCCCUUGAAUACAUCUGUUUAUAGGGUGUUCAUGGAAGUUAAGAAGGACCCAAGUUUUCGAUGGCCAGGAAGGAUGAAUCUUCGGUUUGAGAUCGAAAAUUUUUUGAGAAAUGGGAAGUUAUUGAAUUUCUUGGCUGAGGAAAACAUCAAAGGAAAGAAUGUUCAGGAUGUACAGGGACAGCAUUCGGGUCAGGAUAACGACCGAUCACGUAACCAGAGGCAAAGGCGAGAUGGGCCGAGGAUUACGCAGAAUCAGCAGCAAAAUCCUCAGAAUCAAGCUAUUAUUGGCGAAAUUCACACUAUCUCAGCAGGUCUGGCUGGCGGAGGAGAGUCAAGCUCGGCAAGGAAGGCUUACGUCAAGCAAGCUAGAAUGGAAGAAAUCUUCGCACUGGAGAAACCCUCCAAGAUUCAAAAGAAGGAACCGAGUGUACUAACAUUCUCGGAGGAAGAUGCGAAAGAGGUCUCGAUGCCACAUGAUGAUGCGUUGGUGAUAAUUCUGACGGUGGCUAACCACGCCAUUCACCGAGUCUUGGUAGAUAAUGGAAGCUCGGUUGAUAUCAUUUACUGGACGGUUGUUUAA
Messenger RNA from Corylus avellana, 1359 nucleotides. Lineage: Eukaryota; Viridiplantae; Streptophyta; Magnoliopsida; Fagales; Betulaceae. The record is from RefSeq and is a predicted model, not a curated record.